Molecule: messenger RNA, 2831 nt
Organism: Phacochoerus africanus (Common warthog)
Lineage: Eukaryota; Metazoa; Chordata; Mammalia; Artiodactyla; Suidae
Gene: SLC1A5
Product: solute carrier family 1 member 5
Exons: 8
Coding region: 654-2279 (541 amino acids)
Biological process (GO): L-aspartate import across plasma membrane
Cellular component (GO): plasma membrane
Molecular function (GO): L-aspartate transmembrane transporter activity; symporter activity; neutral L-amino acid transmembrane transporter activity
Source: RefSeq, a predicted model, not a curated record
UUCUUAAUUCUGGCAGCUUCCGCCAAGCGGGCUGAAAGCCACGCGGCAAGCCGGGGAGGUCUGGUCUCAGCUAACAGCUGUUCCCUCCCGGGAUUCUGGACCGCCGCCUUAGCGACCCAGGGGCCGAGCUCUGACCCCUCGGACCCAAAAGCCUGGCCCCCACUUCUUCCUGGAGCUCUGUCUUCCAGCCCCCGGGCUCAAGCUCCCCAGCCCUCGGUUUCCAGGACCCAGGCACCCCAGUUUCCCGCCUCCCGGAUCCACGCGUCCGAGAUCUGCGCCACCCGGACCUAGCCUCUUGAAGACGGUCGUCGUCUGGAGCUUUUCGGAGCCAAGGACCCUAGGUCGCUGGUUGAGAAACUUACUUCCCAACCCUCAGGACCAGAAACCCCAGGGGCUCGCUCCCACUUCCUAGCUUUCGAGCGCCAGACGCAAACGAAGAGCGGAGGAGCCCCAGCGCCCAGCCUAGGGCAUCUCAAACACUCAAGCUUUCGAGAGCCAAGAACUUCAGUGCCGUGAACUCGCAGCUCCAAGGAACCUUCCAAAGUUCCAGCCUCCAGGCUCCGUUAACUCCGUUCUAAGGAACGUCAGCGUCCUGGAAAGGAGCCUCAAGUGCUCCCAGCUUCCAGGCGUUAAGGAACCCCGGGGCGUCCGUCAUGGUGGCCGAGACGCCCAAGACCGACCCCAAGGCAUUCGCGGCUGUGGAGCCCACCGCCAACGGGGUCUCGGCCUUGAUCCCCAUAGAAGACUCGGACGCGGGAAAAGACGGCUGCUGCGGUUCCCGGGACCAGGUGCGCCGCUGCCUUCGCGCCAACUUGUUGGUGCUUCUGACCGUGGUGGCAGUGGUGGCGGGCGUGGCGCUGGGGCUAGGGGUGUCGGGGGCCGGUGGCGCACUAGCGCUGGGCCCCGCGCGCCUGGCGGCCUUCGCCUUCCCGGGCGAGAUGCUCCUGCGCCUGCUAAAGAUGAUCAUCUUGCCGCUGGUGGUGUGCAGUCUCAUCGGCGGCGCCGCCAGCCUGGACCCGAGCUCGCUCGGCCGCCUGGGCGCCUGGGCGCUGCUCUUUUUCCUGGUCACCACACUGCUCGCGUCGGCACUCGGCGUGGGCUUGGCGCUCGCGGUGCAGCCGGGCGCCGCCUUCGCCGCCAUCAACGCCUCGGUCGGGGCCCCGGGCUCGGUGGAAAAGGCCCCCAGCAAGGAGGUGCUCGAUUCGUUCCUGGAUCUUGUGAGAAAUCUCUUCCCCUCCAACCUGGUGUCUGCAGCCUUCCGCUCAUACGCAACGUCCUACUCAGAGAGGCCAUUCAACGGCACCGUGGUGAAGGUGCCCGUCGGGGCUGAGGUGGAGGGCAUGAACAUCCUGGGGCUGGUGGUGUUUGCCAUCAUCUUCGGCGUGGCCCUGCGGAAGCUGGGCCCUGAGGGAGAGCUUCUUAUCCGCUUCUUUAACUCCUUCAACGAUGCCACCAUGGUGCUGGUCUCCUGGAUCAUGUGGUAUGCCCCUGUGGGCAUCAUGUUCCUGGUGGCCAGCAAGAUCGUGGAGAUGGAGGAUGUGGGGAUGCUCUUCGCCAGUCUGGGCAAAUACAUCCUGUGCUGCCUGCUCGGCCACACCAUCCACGGGCUCCUGGUGCUGCCUCUCAUCUACUUCCUCUUCACUCGCAAAAACCCCUACCGCUUCCUGUGGGGCAUCAUGACGCCACUGGCCACUGCCUUUGGAACCUCGUCCAGCUCCGCCACGCUGCCGCUGAUGAUGAAGUGCGUGGAGGAGAAGAACGGCGUGGCCAAGCACAUCAGCCGCUUCAUUCUGCCCAUUGGUGCCACUGUCAACAUGGACGGGGCCGCGCUCUUCCAGUGCGUGGCCGCGGUGUUCAUUGCACAGCUCAACCAGCGGUCCUUGGACUUUGUGAACAUUAUCACUAUCCUGGUCACCGCCACAGCAUCCAGUGUGGGCGCAGCAGGCAUUCCCGCUGGAGGGGUCCUCACUCUGGCCAUCAUCCUUGAGGCAGUCAACCUACCAGUUCACGACAUCUCCUUGAUCUUGGCUGUGGACUGGCUAGUGGACCGGUCCUGUACCGUCCUCAAUGUGGAAGGCGAUGCCUUCGGGGCCGGACUCCUCCAAAGUUACGUGGAUCGCACGGAGGCCCCCAGCUCCGAGCCGGAGCUGAUCCAGGUGAAGAACGAGACGCCCCUGGCCUUGCCGCCGGCUGCCGCCGAGGAGGGGAACCCUCUCCUGAGACCCUCUCCGGGAGCUGCCGGGGACGCGGACCCCUGUGAGAAGGAAUCAGUCAUGUAAAUCCAAGUGCGGGGCUCCCCUGCCCUGAUGGGGGCACUUUGGACCUGGAAUCAUGAAUGAACUGACAAACAGGGGCUCUUGGGGAGCCACUGCUCUCAGCGACCCUCCCUGACCUCGGGUCCCAGAGGCACAGGUGUUUGCUUGCAUGUGUGGGCCUGUCUGUCUCCAAAUCUCCCCCAUUCUUGACUCUUGUCCCCAUCCAAGGCUAGGAAAUGACAAGAUGGAGCAGUAGCAGCCUCCACACCCCAUCCUGGGAGCCUGCCCAGCUCAGGGCACAGGACACAGGUCACCAGCGCACUCUGCCCUCUGAGAGAAGGAUGUUCUGAUGGGUUGCUGCCUCCUUUGCUGGUUAUUUUGGUGGCGGCUCUAGCUCUGUGUGUACAUGUGCGUGCGUAUGUGCCUGUGUGUGUGACUCUCCACAAACAUCCCACCCUGUCCGCAGGCCCCUGUUCCCUCCACAGUAACAGAAACACUCCCGGGGAGACUGAGGGUAAAUACCGAUGUUAUUCCAGAGUACAUUUUUUUAGCAAUAAAACUGUCAAGUAUAUCUAA